Messenger RNA from Colletotrichum truncatum, 1551 nucleotides. RefSeq lists its product as uncharacterized. Gene Ontology annotation, cellular component: plasma membrane. Gene Ontology annotation, biological process: cell surface receptor signaling pathway; adenylate cyclase-activating G protein-coupled receptor signaling pathway. The record is from RefSeq and is a predicted model, not a curated record. NCBI's taxonomy places the organism in Eukaryota, Fungi, Ascomycota, Sordariomycetes, Glomerellales, Glomerellaceae. Gene Ontology annotation, molecular function: G protein-coupled receptor activity.
AUGGCCUUCGAUGCGGCAGUCGCAUCAGCUACCCUCACGGGUAGUAUUCUUUCUUUUCUUGCGACUUCCGGUGUCUUGAUUUCCUUUGUAUUCUACCACGAUCAACAACGUUCUUUUCGACAUGCCCUCGUCUUAAAUCUGACGUUGGCUGAAUUUAUCAAUUCUCUUGACAAUACCAUUUCAGGGAUUAUUUACAUCAAAGACAAAGACCUGAAGCCUGGUCCAGCAUGCGUCGUAAACGGUAUGCUUGGGCAGCUGUCAGUCCAGGCCUCCGACUUCUCUAUUCUUGCCAUUGCCGUUGUUACCUUCCUUACGAUUACACGGAAAACAUACAUGCCGAGUACCUCAACCUUCAGGAAGGUUAUGAUUUGCCUUUCCGUAUGGAUUGUGCCGAUUAUCACGAGCGCCACUGCGACCCUCAUGGGUCAAAUGGAACCAGUAAGCGGUAACUGGUGCUGGAUUUCUCAAAAACGACCCGAUCUUCGAUAUGCCCUUACACACGGCUGGCGCUUCGCCAUUAUCUUCAUCACAAUCAUUAUUUAUCUUUACGUUUGGUGGUACCUCGGACGCCACUUUCGUUCCAUGGUCAGCACUUCGGAUCCCCUCUAUGAGACGGGAAAUUCGGAUACUAGUGGCAGUAACGUUGUCACAUCUUCAAUCCGUAAAAAGCAGGGAUUUGCAGCUCUUGGGACGACCGAACUAGAAAUGGACCAAUUCGAACGACCGAAGCCAACCUUUAAAGAACCGUUUAGACAAUCCCCUGGUAUGGACGACGAGCAGAAGGAGUGGUCACACGGGAGAAGCAAUAGUGGUUUCAACCGAGCGAGACGGUCUAGCUCCGAUGACGAAGAGGAGGUGGUCACAAAACCGUCAAGGACGUCUCAGUUUGUUGAAGACUUCGAUACAAAGCGGAAAAUGUCCGCAAGGAUUUCACGAUUUGACGACCAAGAUAUGGACAUGAGCCAGGCUUCCGAGGCGAGGUUCUCGUAUCUGGAACAGGAGGAGAAGCUGCAACGAAGUGCGGUGGGAGGCUCGUCGUAUCUCAGUCGGGACAUGCAGCCACCUUCAGCAUCAAGAUUCUCCCGAUAUGGAUUGGAUGAUGAGAACUCCGCAGCCAAAUCCAAAAGCGGCAGAAGCAGAAGCUCCACUAUAUCGUGGCACCUGCCAGCAUCGAGAGAUCUUUCCAGAGACUUCCCCUUGAAUCCGAGUCUGAACAACGUCAACAGCAAGCAAGCCCCUCAAAAUGUAACAGCCACGAUGAUGAGCGACUUUCCCAUCCGCAAGCAGACGAGAAAGGUUGAGCGCGAAAUCAAACGAAUGAUGCUUCUUAACGCUUACCCGGUUUUAUACGUCCUGCUAUGGAUUCCCGGACUCAUUAACCGUCUCAUGGAGGCCUCUGGCAACACAUCACAGAGCAGAGUGCUAGCCGCUCUGCAGAGCUCGAGCCAGUAUAUCGGCCUUGCAAACGCAAUCACUUACGGUUUCAACCAACACGUACGACAUAGGAUAAAGGGGGAUCUCUUCGGUUGGCUACGUCGAAAUAGUGCAUAA